AUGUCGGCGGUUAGCUGGAACAUUCCGGCGAUCCCGCGGGCGGUCCCGCCGGCGAGGUCCGGCCCGCCCGGGGAGGCCUUCCUGGUGGCCGCGCGCCCGCGGGUGGCCCGAUCCCGUGCCGCACCCAGGAGAGUCAGGCUCGCCCGGGGCGGCGUCGUCGUCGCCCACGCCGGCGCGGCGGAGGUGCCCGUGGAUGAUUCCGGGGAGGCCGCGGUGGUCUUCUCCGAGAAGUUCCCCCUCCGCCGAUGCCAAACUGUGGAAGGGAAGGCGUGGGUGAGAGUGGAGGCGGAGCCGGAUGCGGACGGCAAGUGCAAGAUCGUCAUCGGGUGCGACGUAGAGGGGAAGUGGCUGCUGCACUGGGGUGUCUCCUACCACGGUGAGACCGGCAGUGAAUGGGAUCAACCUCCUUCGGAAAUUAGACCUCCCGGUUCGGUUCCAAUCAAGGACUCUGCAAUUGAAACACCAUUGGAGACUUCACCCAAUUCAGAAGGACAUAUACUUCAUGAAGUGCAAAUCAAAUUUGAUAAGGACACUCCAAUUGCCGCUAUCUAUUUUGUCCUCAAGGAAGAGGGAACAGGUGCAUGGUUUCAACAUAAGGGUGGGGAUUUCAGAAUACCCUUAAGUGGGUCCCUCGAGGAUGGAGAUCCGUUAGGUGCAAAACAAGGUAUUGAUGUCUACCCAGGAGUGAAACCUGAAGGAUCUAAUGCUCAGCUAAAAGAAGCAGUUCCUGGGGAUAAAGGUCCAAGCACAAAAUGCAUUUCAGAGUUCUAUGAGGAAUAUCCCAUCUUAAAAUCAGAGUAUUUUGAGCAUUUUGUAUCUGUUGCUGUGACGGAGAAUAGUGAAACAGAUAAAAGUCUCGUGGAAUUCUAUACUGACAUUACUGGAGAUGUUAUCAUUCAUUGGGGAGUUUGCAAAGGCAAUACCAUGACUUGGGAGAUCCCACCAGAACCGCAUCCACCAAACACGAAGAUCUUCCGACAGAAAGCUCUUCAGACCUUGCUAGAGCAAAAAACUGAUGGUACAGGCAACGCUGUAUCAUUCCUACUGGAUACAGACUACUCAGGUCUUGUUUUCGUGCUCAAACUUAAUGAGCAUACUUGGUUGAGAAAUCUGGAGAAUGGAUUUGAUUUCUAUAUUCCUCUUACGAGGGUGGAGCAAUUUGGCAGCACUCAAGAGCCUCAUAAGGCUGGUGAACAUAAACUUGAUGAUAAGUCUGCGCAAACUGAUGGCCUAAUCAGCGAUAUAAGAAAUCUGGUGGUUGGCCUGUCGUCUAGAAGAGGUCAACGAGCAAAGAACAAAGUUCUGCAAGAAGAUAUUCUACAAGAAAUUGAGAGGUUAGCAGCUGAAGCAUAUAGCAUUUUUAGGAGCCCCACUAUUGAUGCCAUAGAAGACCCUGUUUACAUCGAUGACCCAGAAAGUGUGAAGCCAGCUUGUUCUGGCACUGGAUCUGGAUUCGAAAUAGUGUGCCAAGGAUUUAAUUGGGAGUCACAUAAGUCAGGAAAAUGGUAUGUUGAACUUGGUACAAAGGCCAAGGAGUUGUCAUCCCUGGGUUUCACCAUUGUUUGGUCACCACCACCUACUGAUUCUGUAUCACCUGAAGGAUACAUGCCAAGGGAUUUAUACAACCUAAAUUCCAGAUAUGGAACCAUGGCAGAGUUGAAGCAGCUUGUGGAUAUUUUCCAUGAAAAUGGUGUGAAGGUUCUUGGUGAUGCUGUUCUAAAUCACAGAUGUGCUCAGUUUCAGAAUCAAAACGGGAUCUGGAAUAUUUUUGGUGGGCGUAUGAACUGGGAUGACCGAGCAGUCGUUGCUGAUGAUCCACAUUUCCAGGGAAGAGGAAACAAGAGCAGUGGAGAUAACUUCCAUGCUGCACCAAACAUUGAUCACUCACAAGAUUUUGUGAGAACUGAUAUUAAAGAAUGGCUUCGCUGGAUGAGAAAGGAAGUUGGAUAUGAUGGGUGGAGACUUGAUUUUGCUCGUGGCUUUUGGGGUGGAUAUGUCAAAGAUUACAUGGAAGCAACUGAACCAUACUUUGCAGUAGGAGAGUACUGGGACUCUCUCAGUUAUACUUAUGGUGAGAUGGAUUAUAACCAGGAUGCUCACAGGCAGAGAAUUGUUGACUGGAUAAAUGCUACAAACGGAACUGCUGGUGCAUUUGAUGUCACUACUAAGGGAAUACUUCAUAUGGCACUGGAAAGAUCUGAGUAUUGGCGCUUAUCUGAUGAAAAAGGAAAACCCCCUGGAGUAUUAGGUUGGUGGCCUUCACGUGCAGUCACAUUUAUAGAAAAUCAUGACACCGGCUCUACUCAGGGUCAUUGGAGAUUUCCCUAUGGUAUGGAGAUGCAAGGCUAUGCCUAUAUCUUGACACAUCCUGGCACUCCUGCAGUCUUCUAUGAUCACAUCUUCUCACACUUACAACAAGAUAUUGCCAAAUUAAUGUCUAUCAGAUGCCGCCUAAAGAUUCAGUGCCGCAGCAAGAUCAAGAUACUGAAGGCAGAACAGAAUUUAUAUGCCGCCGAGAUUAAUGAGAAUUUACUGAUGAAGAUUGGCGCGGGACAUUUUGAACCAACUGGUCCCAUAAACUGGAUUGUUGCAGCAGAGGGACAUGAUUACAAAAUCUGGGAAGCGGCAUCCUAG
This is a messenger RNA of Triticum turgidum subsp. durum (durum wheat), 2634 nucleotides long. The record is from the annotation of a GenBank genome assembly. NCBI's taxonomy places the organism in Eukaryota, Viridiplantae, Streptophyta, Magnoliopsida, Poales, Poaceae.